Messenger RNA from Daphnia pulex (common water flea), 1500 nucleotides. RefSeq names its product short-chain specific acyl-CoA dehydrogenase, mitochondrial-like (gene Arc42). The transcript has 8 exons. Gene Ontology annotation, cellular component: mitochondrion. Gene Ontology annotation, biological process: butyrate catabolic process; fatty acid beta-oxidation using acyl-CoA dehydrogenase. Gene Ontology annotation, molecular function: flavin adenine dinucleotide binding. NCBI's taxonomy places the organism in Eukaryota, Metazoa, Arthropoda, Branchiopoda, Diplostraca, Daphniidae. The coding region runs from base 2 to 1372 and encodes 456 amino acids. The record is from RefSeq and is a predicted model, not a curated record.
GAUGGCUCUUUCCUUUGUUGGUAAUGUCCAAUCGUGUCGUCUGCUGGAAUUCCAAUACAUUUCAGUCAUUUCUUGUUUCGUUUUAGUCAUGGCUCUCCAACUGCGUCGACUUUCUCUUGGCCUCGCCAAGUUCCAGCAGGCCAGAAAUGCUUCCAUCCUGACAUCUUUACCUGAGACCCAUGAGCUUUUGAGGAAGACUUGCAGGGACUUUGCAGAGGCUGAGCUCAAGCCAAAUGCUGCCCGAUUUGACAAGGAGCACCUUUACCCAAAGGAGCAGAUUCUUAAAAUGGGCGAGCUUGGAUUGAUGGGCAUUGUCGUCCCAGAAGACUUUGGAGGUGCGGGUCUAGACUAUUUGGCUUACGCAGUGGCCAUUGAAGAAAUUUCAAGAGGAUGCGCUUCUGCCGGAGUGAUUAUGAGUGCCCACAAUUCAUUGUAUUUGGGUCCCCUUCUCAAAUACGGCAAUGAUCAGCAAAAGAAAGAUUGGGUUCAGCCAUUCGCUGGUGGAGACAAGAUUGGCUGCUUCUCACUCAGCGAACCAGGAAACGGUAGUGACGCCGGUGCAGCAUCCACAACAGCUGUCACAUCUGCCGACGGAGGCUGGACGUUGAAUGGAACCAAAGCCUGGAUUACUAACGGUUACGAGUCUGAGGCCACCGUUGUCUUCGCCACCACAGACAAAUCGCUCAAGCACAAAGGCAUCUCGGCUUUUGUUGUCCCCAAACCCACGCCGGGCCUAUCGCUGGGCAAGAAAGAAGACAAAUUGGGCAUUCGCGGUUCUUCCACUUGUAACCUGAUAUUCGAGGACUGUCACAUACCCAAGGACAACCUGCUGGGCAAGCCUGGAUUAGGCUUUAAAAUUGCCAUGAGCAUAUUAGAUGGCGGAAGGAUCGGCAUCGCUGCCCAGGCUUUGGGUAUUGGACAGGCGGCCUUAGACUGUGCCGUCGACUACGCCAGCAAGAGGAAAGCCUUCGGCCAGCCAAUUACUAAACUUCAAUCGAUCCAAAACAAAAUUGCCGACAUGGCCUUACAAUUAGAAAGCGCCCGGCUCUUGACAUGGCGGGCGGCAGCAUUGCAAGACGAAGGCAGGGCUUUCAUCAAAGUACUAUUCUUUUUAACUAAUACCUUUUUUCUAUCGCUAAAGAUGAUUCACUUCGCUUUCCAGGAAGCGGCCAUGGCUAAAUUGGCGGCCAGUGAAGCUGCAACGUUCAUCUCUCAUCAGGCCAUUCAAAUCCUGGGUGGAAUGGGCUACGUUUCAGACAUGCCAGCGGAACGUCAUUACCGGGAUGCUAGAAUCACCGAAAUUUACGAGGGAACUUCGGAAAUUCAGAGAUUAGUCAUCGCCGGCAACGUGCUGAAAGAAUAUGGUGUUUAGAAAUUCGGUGGGGUUAUCAGGUUGAAAAAGAAUAUUACGUUAUCAAUGCAAUUUGUUUUUUCUUCUAUUUUACAUUACACAAAUGGAUAAAAAACGCGAAUAAUAAAAAAAAAUGAAUUAGAUCAUAA